Lotus japonicus is the source of this 6906-nucleotide messenger RNA. RefSeq lists its product as uncharacterized. NCBI's taxonomy places the organism in Eukaryota, Viridiplantae, Streptophyta, Magnoliopsida, Fabales, Fabaceae. The record is from RefSeq and is a predicted model, not a curated record. Bases 1 to 6906 code for a protein of 2301 amino acids. Gene Ontology annotation, molecular function: RNA-DNA hybrid ribonuclease activity; nucleic acid binding. Gene Ontology annotation, biological process: DNA integration. The transcript is spliced from 3 exons.
AUGGAUGACCUUGAACGCAGCAAUGCAGAGUUGAAGGAGGAAGUGAAUCAACUUAAGGAACAAAUGUCCAAGCUCAUGGAGUUUAUACAAGAAGCUGCGAAAAAAGACAAUGAAACGCCGUCAUCCACUCCUGAAAAUCCACCUGGCUUUUCUCUUGCCCAUGCUCAAGGGGUAGUUAUGCCGCUGACAGUGCAAUCUAACAGGCCCUUCCAACAAGUUUCUCAGCCGCACGAUGUCCAGUUUCCCCCUUAUGGCCUUCCUCCAGGCUAUACACCGCCUUUUGUUAUCGACCCCACAGACAGUAGCCCACCGGCCACUGCCCAGCUUGGCCUAACUCAGUCACAGGGUCCGCUCAACAAUGUCAUGGGAGUACCAUAUGCUAAUGUCCCUCCAUAUGCUGUCCCACCAAAACAGGUGCCACUCCCAAAUACCAGCCAACAAGACAUGACUCACGGCUAUUAUCCCCCGCACUCCCUAACCGUUCCUGUGCCAAAUUACUCGGCUGAGGUGGACCAACAACACCCUACUCCGCCAACACCUCGCGUUGUUGAAGACGACCAACCCAAAGGAAGGCUGCAGUUGCUGGAGGAAAGAAUGCGGGCAAUGGAAGGUGGAAAUCAUGGUUUUUGUGAUGCAUCAGGCUUGUGUCUUGUCCCGGAUAUUGUGAUUCCCCCAAAAUUCAAAGUCCCAGAGUUCCAUAAGUACAAGGGGACUACUUGUCCAAAAAGUCAUUUGACUAUGUACUGCAGAAAAAUGGCUUCACAUACCCAUGAUGUGAAGAUGCUAAUCCAUUUUUUCCAAGAUAGUUUGGCUGGAGGGGCACUGAAUUGGUACAUGCAUCUGGAGCGAACCCGCAUACGCAGUUGGGGAGAUUUAGCGGAUGCAUUCUUGAAGCAGUACAAGUACAACGCUGAUAUGGCUCCUGAUAGAAUGCAGCUCCAAAACACAUUGAAAAAAGGAAGUGAAACUUUCAAGGAAUACGCCCAACGGUGGAGAGAGCUGGCAUCUCAAGUAGAACCCCCUCUAUCUGAGAAAGAGAUCGUGUCAAUGUUCAUUGAAACUCUUCAACCCCCGUUUUAUGAGAGGAUGGUUGGAAGUGUGUCAUCAAAUUUCUCAGACAUGGUUAUCAUUGGUGAUAGAGUAGAACAUGGUAUGAGAAUUGGGAGGAUUCCUGCUAAUCACUCUGCAACCAACAACAUGAAAAAACCUGCUCAAAACUUUGGAAAGAAAAAAGAAGGGGAAGCUAAUGCCGUCACCGCUUACCAAACUUCUCAGUGGAAUCAACCAACUCAGCCCCAAUCCCCCAACGUGAUACCUCCAAACCAAAACUCUCCUCAAGACCAGGAUCCUAGGCCUGCCAAUAACCAAAGAAACAGAGAGAGGGUCCAGUUUGACCCCAUUCCUAUGACCUACACAGAGCUCCUGCCCCAACUUAUCAAAGGCUCAUUGGUGGUUCCUUAUCCUUUGGUGCCGGCCCAACCUCCAUAUCUGAGGGGAUAUGACCCCAAUGCUAAGUGUGACUAUCAUGCUGGAUCUAUCGGGCAUUCCACCGAGAAAUGUCUAGCGUUUAAGCAUAAGGUGCAAAAGUUGAUCGAGGCGAAAUUGCUGAAUUUUGCUGAAAAACCGAAUAUUGGGAGCAAUCCGCUGCCAGGUCACAACGUGAAUGCAGUUGGGGAAGAUUCUGAACCACGUAUGGUCAGAAGUGUGGAAGAUGUUAAGACUCCGUUGAAGCUCAUCUUUAUUGAAAUAGGAAUAUUACAAGACCUUAUGGAUCGCAAGCUAGUUCACAUAGGCCAAUCUGAGGCCUAUGAUGAAGUGGCGAUGAAUGAGGGGCAGAUCCCAAUUUUUCCAAAGCCGAUGGUUAUCCAUUACACUAGGAGUGUAACCACUCCUAUUUUAGGUGAACAAAAGCCCAUCAUUGUACAAGUGGACAAGAUCGGCAAAGCCCCGCCACAAGAGAUGUUUGUUGGUAGCUCUGCAGCUGCUUCGGUUUCUACCAAUCCCAAACCAAUCACCAUCAAACUACCAACUCCGUUUCCAUUCAAUGAUGGCAAGGCAGUGCCAUGGAAAUAUGAUGUUAAGUUCGAAAAUAGCAAUUCUCAAGCUCCGCUCAUUACAAGUAUUGCUGACACUAUAGGAAUGACCCGGAGCGGGCGUGUCUACACGCCAGAAGAACUUGGAAAAGGACAUGCAAUAGAGAAUAAGUCUGAGCAGGCGGUCAAAGAUGGAGGACAAAAUAAGACAAUUUCUGAUGAAGAGGCCGGCGAGUUCUUAAAAUUUGUCAAGCAAAGCGAAUACUCGGUGGUUGAUCAAUUGAAACGCCUCCCUGCAAAGAUUUCACUUCUGGAAUUGCUGAUGAAUUCAGAACCUCAUAGACAUGCCUUACUGAAAGUUUUGAAUGAGGCGUAUGUGAUUCAUAACAUCUCUGUCGACAAGUUCGAAGGCAUAGUUGGAAACAUCACCGCUUACAACUACUUAACUUUUACCGAUGAUGAAAUUCCUGCAGAGGGAACAGGGCAUAACAAGGCCUUAUACAUCUCAGUAAAGUGCAUGCAUCAUAUACUAGCCAAGGUUUUAGUCGAUAACGGGUCCUCGCUGAAUGUGUUGCCAAAAACAACUCUUGACAAGCUUCCCUCGGAUAAAUCCCAUAUGAGGGCAAGUACCACAGUAGUCAGAGCUUUCGAUGGCUCGCGUCGAGAGGCGAUGGGUGAAAUUGAUUUGCCUAUUCAAGUUGGUCCUACUACCUUUCAAGUGACUUUCCAAGUGAUGGAUAUCAUGCCAGCAUACAGUUGCCUUCUAGGAAGACCAUGGAUCCACACUGCCGGAGCUGUGCCCUCAACGCUUCACCAAAAGAUUAAGUUCAUUAUCAAUGACAAGCUGGUCGUCGUUUCAGCAGAGGAGGACUUAUUGGUGAGCAAGCUAUCAUCUACCCCGUACAUUGAGGCGGCGAAAGAGGCAUUAGAGACCUCAUUUCAGGCACUUGAAAUUGUCAGUGCGACAUAUGUGAAUGAAGAAAUGCCUGCCCCGAGAGCACAAUUAUCAGAUACUUCUUUGAUGGUUGCUAAAGUGAUGCUCGAAGGAGGUUAUGAGCAAGGGAAAGGGCUUGGGAAAGGUGGAAAAGGGAUUGUUGAAGUUCCAAUUCCAUUCGAAAAUAAAGACCGCUAUGGGCUAGGCUACAAACCCACCAGAGAUGACAAGAAAAGGGUGGCAGCUGAUAAAAGGGAAAGGAGAUUAGCCAGGUUGGAAAAUCGGGAGCCAAAAACGGAGAGAGUCCCUAUCUGCGAUCUGUUCGAGACAUUUCGAAGUGCCGGAUUUGAAUUUCUGAGCUCAAUAGCUGCUGCAGAAGAAGAUAUUCCGGGAAUCCAACAUGUUGAUCUAAUCCGUCCAUGUGCGCUAAAUGAAAAUCUCAAUAAUUGGAAAGUUGUCGAACUUGCCAUGGUUUACAAAUUUGUUCCAAAGGCUGAGAACGACGUUCUUAAGGAUGAAAGUGCUAGUGUAAUAUCGCCUGAUUUUGAUUGUCCUAUCAAUCAAGCCGAUGAAGACACAGAAGACGAGGAUGAACUUCCCCCGGAACUUUUGAGAUUGAUGGAGCAAGAAGCCAAGGAAAUCCAACCUCACGAAGAACAGACUGAAAUGAUUAAUUUAGGCACAGAAGAAGAUAGAAAAGAAGUCAAAGUCGGGAGUUCCAUGACAGAAGGUGAACGCAACAAGCUUAUCAAGCUCUUGCAUGAAUAUCGUGAUGUUUUUGCGUGGUCUUAUCAAGACAUGCCUGGUCUAGACACAAGUAUAGUAGAGCACAAACUCCCGUUGAAGCUUGAGUUCCCGCCAAUCAAGCAGAAAUUAAGGAGGAUGAAACCUGAGAUGUCAUUAAAAAUCAGAGACGAGGUCAAAAAGCAAUUUGAUGCAGGAUUCCUUGCUGUUGCCAAGUACCCUCAAUGGAUAGCAAAUGUUGUCCCAGUUCCUAAGAAAGGUGGGAAGGUUCGAAUGUGUGUAGAUUACAGAGAUCUAAAUCGAGCCAGCCCCAAAGAUGACUUUCCUUUGCCUCACAUCGACAUGUUAGUAGACAAUACAACCCAACAUCAAUUCUUCUCUUUUAUGGAUGGGUUCUCCGGGUACAAUCAAAUCAAGAUGGCUUCUGAAGAUUUGGAGAAGACCACAUUCAUUACCCCAUGGGGAACCUUUUGUUACAAAGUCAUGUCAUUUGGAUUGAAGAACGCUGGGGCAACCUACCAAAGAGCCAUGGUGGCUUUGUUUCAUGAUAUGAUGCACAAAGAGAUUGAGGUAUAUGUGGAUGACAUAAUUGCAAAGUCAAAGACUGAAGAAAACCAUGUCAAAGACCUACAAAAGCUCUUCGAACGGUUGCGAAAGUUCAAAUUGAGAUUAAAUCCUGCGAAAUGCACUUUCGGCGUCAGCUCUGGAAAGUUGUUGGGCUUCAUAGUAAGUCGAAGAGGAAUAGAAGUUGAUCCAGAGAAAGUUAAAGCCAUUCUGGAAAUGCCAGCUCCUCGCAAGGAAAAGGAAGUUCGUGGGUUCCUGGGGAGGUUGAACUACAUAGCUCGAUUCAUAUUCCAACUGACAGCAACAUGCGAGCCGAUCUUCAAAUUGUUGCGCAAGAGUCAACCUACAGAAUGGAAUGAUGAAUGUCAAGGGGCUUUUGAUAAAAUCAAAGAGUAUUUGCAGAACCCACCAGUCUUAAUACCCCCAGUUCCGGGAAGACCACUCAUCUUGUACCUCACAGUAUUGGACGCAUCUAUGGGCUGUGUGCUAGGCCAACAUGACGACUCUGGAAAGAAAGAACAUGCCAUCUAUUACUUAAGCAAGAAAUUUACAAGUUGCGAGUCGAGGUAUUCACUUUUGGAACGAACAUGUUGCGCUUUAGCUUGGGCCACCCGCCGGUUGAGACAAUAUAUGCUCAGUCAUACCACAUGGUUGGUCUCCAAAAUGGAUCCAAUCAAGUACAUUUUCGAGAAGCCUGCUCUCACUGGAAGGCUAGCUCGGUGGCAAGUGUUAUUAUCUGAAUAUGAAAUCACUUAUGUCACUCAAAAAGCAAUCAAAGGUAGUGCUCUCGCAGACUACUUAGCUCACCAACCGGUAAGUGAUUAUCAGUCAGUGCAAUACGAUUUCCCCGAUGAAGAUAUAAUGGCACUCUUUGAGGAGAAGGACCCUUUGGAAAGCAAGAAUAGGACUUUAUUAUUCGAUGGUGCUUCCAACACGUUGGGGCAUGGAAUUGGAGCCAUACUAAUUUCCCCCGAGAGGCAGUACGUUCCAAUAACCGCUAGAUUGUGUUUCGACUGUACUAACAACAUAGCGGAAUACGAAGCAUGUGCCAUGGGAAUCAAAGCUGCCAUAGAAUCAAAAGUCAAGGUCCUAGAAGUCUACGGUGACUCUGCAUUAGUCAUUCAUCAACUGAAAGAAGAAUGGGAAACACGCGAUGCCAAGCUAAUCCCUUAUCAAGCUUACAUUAAGGAGUUGCUGAAACAGUUUGAUGAAGUCACACUCCACCACAUUCCUCGGGAAGAGAAUCAAUUGGCUGACGCUCUGGCAACCUUAUCCUCGAUGUUUGAAAUAAGUCGUGAAGAAGAAAUGCCCCUCAUAAAGAUCCAAAGUCAAGAUCACCCCGCAUACUGUCAGAUUAUUGAAAGUGAACCAGAAGGGAUGCCUUGGUAUCACGAUAUCAAAAAUUAUAUACAAAGUGGAGAGUAUCCUCCGGGGUCUUCGGACAAUGAUAAAAGAACCUUGAGAAGGUUAGCUAUGAGCUUCUUUCUGAAUGGAGAUGUACUUUACAAGAAGAAUCCAGAUAUGGUGCUCCUCCGUUGCGUCGAUUCCACAGAAGCUCAAAGGAUCAUUGAUGAAGUCCAUGAGGGCUCUUUUGGAACCCAUAUGAAUGGGCACGCUAUGGCAAAAAAAAUCCUAAGGGCUGGUUACUACUGGUUGACUAUGGAGUCAGAUUGCUUCAAUCAUGUAAAGAAGUGCCAUAAGUGCCAAGCGUAUGCUGAUAAUAUCAAUGUUCCGCCCGCACCUUUAAAUGUCCUAACAGCACCAUGGCCAUUCUCAAUGUGGGGUAUGGAUGUGAUCGGCCCCAUCGAACCUAAGGCAUCAAAUGGACAUCGAUUUAUUCUAGUGGCAAUUGAUUACUUCACGAAAUGGGUGGAGGCGGCAUCCUAUGUGAGCGUGACGAGAAAUGUGGUAGUAAAGUUCAUUAAAAGAGAGUUGAUUUGUCGAUAUGGUCUCCCGAAUAAGAUCAUCACUGACAAUGGGACUAAUCUGAACAAUAAGCUUAUGAAGGAGCUGUGUGACAAUUUUAAGAUCCAACAUCAUAACUCUUCGCCAUACCGCCCAAAGAUGAAUGGAGCAGUCGAGGCCGCAAAUAAAAACAUCAAAAAGAUUGUGCAGAAGAUGGUAGUAACAUACAGAGAUUGGCACGACAUGCUCCCUUUCGCCUUGCAUGGAUAUCGCACUUCCAUGCGCACUUCAACUGGGGCAACACCAUUUUCCCUAGUGUAUGGAAUGGAGGCAGUCUUACCAAUUGAAGUUGAGAUCCCAUCACUGAGAGUGUUAAUGGAAGCUAAGCUGGAGGAAGUUGAAUGGGUUCAAACCCGAUUUGACCAAUUGAACCUCAUCGAUGGUAGAAGGCUAACCGCUUUGUGUCAUGGUCAGCUAUAUCAGAAAAGGAUGAAAAAAGCCUACGAAAAGAAGGUGCGUCCUAGGGAAUUUCAAGAAGGGGAUCUAUUCCUUAAGAAGAUUUUGCCCACUCAAAAAGACCACCGAGGUAAAUGGACCCCAAAUUAUGAAGGUCCAUAUGUAGUCAAAAGAGUAUUCUCUGGAGGAGCCCUUAUCCUCAGUGACAUGGAUAACCAAGAUCUGCCACACCCCGUAAACUCUGAUGCAGUAAAAAAGUAUUAUGUUUGA